Molecule: messenger RNA, 6907 nt
Organism: Symphalangus syndactylus (siamang)
Lineage: Eukaryota; Metazoa; Chordata; Mammalia; Primates; Hylobatidae
Product: carcinoembryonic antigen-related cell adhesion molecule 1
Biological process (GO): signal transduction; regulation of immune system process
Cellular component (GO): plasma membrane; cell surface
Molecular function (GO): protein tyrosine kinase binding
Source: RefSeq, a predicted model, not a curated record
GGGUCAACAAAGAAAUUAAGAAGGAAAUUGGAAAAUUUCUCAAAGCAAAUGAUAACGAAAACACAACAUACCAAAACCUGUGGGAUACAAUGAAAGCAGCACCAAGAGGGAAAUUUAUAGCUCUAAGUGCCUACGUCAAAAAAAGAAAGAGAAGAACUUCAAAUAAAUAACCUAAAACCUAAUGAUACAUCUUAAAGAACUAGAAAUGCUAAUAACCAGAAUAUAUAAGGAGCUCAAACAACUCUAUGGAAAAAAAUCUAAUAAUCCAAUUAAAAGAAGGGCAAAAUAUCUGAAUAGACUUUCUCAAAAGACAUACGAAUAACAGACAGGCAUAUGAAAAGGUGCUCAACAUCACUGAUCAUCAGAGAAAUGCAAAUCAGAACUACAAUGAGCUAUUAUCUUGCCCCAGUUACAAUGGCUUUUAUUCAAAAGACAAGCAAUAAAAAAUGCUAGCAAUGAUAUGGAGUAAAGGGAACCCUUGUACACUGUUGGCAGGAAUGUAAAUUAGUACAACCACAAUGAAGAACAGUUUGGAGAUUCCUCAAAAAACUAAAAAUAGAACUACCAUACAAUCCAGCAAUCCUACUGCUGGGUAUAUACCCAAAAGAAAGAAAAUCAGUACAUCAAAGAGAUAUCUGCACUCCCAUGUUUGUUGCAGAGCUGUUCACAACAGCCAAGAUUUGGACAUAACCUAAGUGUCCAUCAACAGAUGAAUGAAUGAAGAAAAGGUGGCACUUAUACACAAUAGAGUAUUAUUCAGCCAUAAAAAAAAUGAGAUUCUAUCAUUUGCAACAAUAUGGAUGGAGCCAAGGGUCAUCAUAUUAAGUGAAAUAAACCAGGCACAGGAAGAAAAACAUCACAUGUUCUCACUUAUUUGUGGGAUCUAAAAAUCAAAACAAUUGAACUCAUGGAGAUAAAGAAGAGAAGGAUGGUUCCCAGAAACUAGGAAGGGUAGUGGUGGGAUAGGGGAGAGGCGGGUAUACAGUUAAUGGGUAUAAAAAAAUAGAAAGAAUGAAUAAGACCUACUAUUCAACAGCACAAGGGGAUUAUAGUCAACAAUAAUUUAUUUACACAUUUUAAAGUAACUAAAAGAAUGCAAUUGGAUUGUUCGUAACACAAAGGAUAAAUGCUUGAGCGGAUGGAUACCCAAUUUUCUAUGAUAUGAUUAUUAUACAGUGCAUGCCUGUACUAAAAUGUCUCAUGUACCCCAUAUAUAUAUAUACACCUACUAUGUACCCACAAAAAUUAAAAAUUAAAAAAAAUAAUUCCCCAUUGCUCCCUGCCCCCAGAUCUUGAUAAUCCCUAAUCUACUUUCUGUCACUGAAUUUACCCAUUCUUGAUUUUUCAUGUAAAUGGCAUCAUACACAUAUGUCACUUUGUUUCUGGCUUAUUUUACUUAGCAUAAUGUUUCCAAGGUCCAUCUAUGUUGCAGCAUAUGUCAGAGCUUCACUCCAUUUUAAGGCUGAUUGACAUUCUGUUGUAUGUAUCACCAUAUUUGUUUAUCCAUUCAUGUGUUGAUGGACGCUUGGGUUGUUUCUACGUUUUACCUAUUGUGAAUAAUGCUGCAGUGAACAUUCCCAUGCAAGUAUCUGUUUGAGUCCCUGUUUUCAAUUCUUUGGACAUAUACCUAACAGUGAAAUUCCUAUUUCAUAUGACAAUUCUGUGAUUAGCUUUUAGCUUCCACAUAUUAGUAAGAACAUGUGGUGUUUAACUUUCUGUUCCUAGCCCAGUUCCAUUCAUGUUGCCACACGUGACAGGAUUUCAUUCUCAAGCCCCCAAAGACACCUCAUUGGGCCUUUGUUUUUUUGUUUUGUUUUGUUUUGUUUUUGUUUUUGUUUUUGUUUUUCAAACUUCUGGGACAGAUGGCUCCUUCUAAGGCAGCCCAUCCCCGUGGUGGACAGUUCUCUCGAAUCUUGACAGAAGUCCUCUAGACAACUCACAUCCUCUCCCUGGGCUCAUCCUGCACUGCAUGGAGCUGGGCAGCCUGGGGACCCGCAGUGAACAGGACCUGGGGUGACUUGACCUUGAAGCCUGGAGGUCAGAGCCCACGUCUGCCCAGAGGUCUGGGCCAGCUCACAUCAUGUGGACCCUGGUCAGCAUCCCUGGGGCAGUCCUUGACAAGGCUGCAGGUCUCAUCUUACCCUCCAGGGGGAGACAUUGCACACAGACAACACUCAGGAAACAGAUUCCCCUGGUCAUGAACCUGGCUUUGCUAAGGAGGUGAAGGUAGAGCCCACUUUCUCCAUCCUUUGCUCCAAAACACCCUUCUGGGCCCUCCCCAUGUACCUGCUCUGUCCCUUCCUGGGCCCUCUGAGGACCCUGUUCUGUGAGGGGUCCCUGUGCAGCUCCCCAUUCUCUCCUGGCACCACUCGUGGGGAAGGUGCAGUGACCACAGGACAAUCAGCCUUGCAGAGGACAGAGACCAACCAGGAUGGUCAGGGAGAACAUGGAAAGGCCUUGAGCCUCAGCUCAGCCAACAGACACGGCGAGGGAGGGUCCCCCUGAAGCCUUCCCCAAGGACAGUAGAGCCCAGAGCCACCCACCUCCCUCUAUCACAGUCCUCUCUUCCCAGGACACACAGGACACCUCCCCCUCCAUAUCCAAGAGCUGCAGCUCCAUCUGAGACCCCUGGGCCUGGGUCUCUCUCCCUGGGUUAGAGGCCAGGCUGGUGACACUAGAGACAGAGGGCUGGUCCCUCCCCAGUCAUCCCCAAGUGAGCCCCUUUCCAUCCCCCAGAGCCACCUCUGUCACCUUCCUGCUGGGUGUCUUCCUACCUUCCCAGCGCACUGGAGAGCAUGGGGAGACCUGGCAGCUCACUGUGUCGCAAAGAAAAUAAUUACCACAUUUGGAUAUGCCAGGGUUCUCUGUGUGCUGCUGACAGACCCAUAGCCAGGACACAAUAGAGGUCAGUGCUGGAGAGGGGGGAUCCUCCUCCCCUGAUGGGGACAGAGGUCCCAUCAGCCUUGAUUCUCAAAGUGUGGUCUGGAAAACCAAAAUGUAGACAGAAAGGAAAAAGAAAGUAAGGACAAAGAGGCAGGAAUGAGAGGAGAGGAAACAGCUUCCUGGACAAACCCCGCCCCAGCACACAUGAUCAGACAAAGCUCUGGGCCCCAGGGAGGAGGCUCAGCACAGACAGUGGAAAACAGCAGAGCUGACAGAGCUACCGUGCUUGAAGCGUUCCUGGAGCCCAAGCUCUCCUCCACAGGUGAAGACAGGGCCAGCAGCAGACACCAUGGGGCACCUCUCAGCCCCACUUCACAGAGUGCGUGUCCUCUGGCAGGGGCUUCUGCUCACAGCCUCACUUCUAACGUUCUGGAACCCGCCCACCACUGCCCAGCUCACUGUUGAAUCAACGCCAUUCAAUGUAGCGGUGGGGAAGGAAGUUCUUCUACUCGUCCACAAUCUGCCCCAGAAUCGUAUUGGCUACACCUGGUACAAAGGAGAAAGAGUGGAUGGCAACCAUUUAAUUGUAGCAUAUGCAAUUGGAACUGCACAAGCUACCCCAGGGCCCGCAUACAGCAGUCGAGAGACAGUAUACCCCAAUGCAUCCCUGCUGAUCCAGAACGUCACCCAGAAUGACACAGGCUUCUACACCCUACAAGUUGUAAAGUUAGAUCUUGUGAAUGAAGAAGUAACUGGACAGUUCCAUGUAUACCCGGAGCUGCCCAAGCCCUACAUCACCAGCAACAACUCCAACCCCGAGGAGGACAAGGAUGCUGUAACCUUCACCUGUGAACCUGAGGCUCAGGACCCAACCUACCUGUGGUGGGUAAAUGGUCAGAGCCUCCCAGUCAGUCCCAGGCUGCAGCUGUCCAAUGGCAACAGGACCCUCACUCUACUCAGUGUCACAAGGAAUGACACAGGACCCUAUGAGUGUGAAAUACAGAACCCAGUGAGUGCGAACCGCAGUGACCCAGUCACCUUGAAUGUCACCUAUGGCCCGGACACCCCCACCAUUUCCCCUUCAGACACCUAUUACCGUCCAGAGGCAAACCUCAACCUCUCCUGCUAUGCGGCCUCUAACCCACCUGCACAGUACUUCUGGCUUAUCAAUGGAACAUUCCAGCAAAGCACACAAGAGCUCUUUAUCCCCAACAUCACUGUGAAUAAUAGUGGAUCCUAUACCUGCCACGCCAAUAACUUAGUCACUGGCCGCAACAGGACCACAGUCAAGACAAUCAUAGUCUCUGAGCUAAGUCCAGUAGUAGCACAGCCCCAAAUCAAAGCCAGCAAGACCACAGUCACAGAAGAUAAGGACUCUGUGAACCUGACCUGCUCCACAAAUGACACUGGAAUCUCCAUCAGUUGGUUCUUCAAUAACCAGAGUCUCCCGUCCUCAGAGAGGAUGAAGCUGUCCCAGGGCAACACCACCCUCAGCAUAAACCCUGUCAAGAGGGAGGAUGCUGGGAAGUAUUGGUGUGAGGUCUUCAACCCAUUCAGUAAGAACCAAAGCGACCCCAUCAUGCUGACCGUAAACUAUAAUGAUCCAUCACCAGAAAAUGGCCUCUCACCUGGGGCCAUUGCUGGCAUUGUGAUUGGAGUACUGGCCCUGGUUGUUCUGAUAGCAGUAGCCCUGGCAUGUUUUCUGCAUUUCAGGAAGACUGGCAGGGCAAGCGACCAGCGUGAUCUCACAGAGCACAAACCCUCAGUCUCCAACCACACUCAGGACCACUCCAAUGACCCACCUAACAAGAUGAAUGAAGUUACUUAUUCCACCCUGAACUUUGAAGCCCAGCAACCCACACAACCAACUUCAGCCUCCCCAUCCCCAACAGCCACAGAAAUAAUUUAUUCAGAAGUAAAAAAGAAGUAAUGAAACCUGUCCUGCUCACUGCAGUGCUGAUGUAUUCCAAGUCUCUCACCCUCAUCACUAGGAGAUUCCUUUCCCCUGUAGGGGUAGGGGGGUGGGGACAGAAAUAAUUUUCUCCUACUCUUCCUUCCUAAUAGGCACCUCCAGGCUGCCUGGUUACUGCCCCUCCCUCAGUGUCAACAGACGAAAAGGUACAUUGGGAGUCUGUAGGAAACCCAACCUUCUUGUCACUGAAAUUUGGCAAAGCUGACUUUGGGCAACAGUGGCCAGAACUUCCCCUCCCUUCCCCUUUUCCCAACCUGGACUUGUUUUAAACUUGCCUGUACAGAGCACUCACUCCUUCCCACCCCAGUCCUGUUCUAUCAAUGUAAUUCGGAUUUGCCAUAGCCUUGAGGUUAUGUCCUUUUCCAUUAAGUACAUGUGCCAGAAAACAAGAGAGAGAGAGAAAGUAAAGGCAGUAAUGCCUUCUCCUAUUUCUCCAAAGCCUUGUGUAAACUCACCAAACCCAAGAAAAUCAAAUAUAUAACCAACAGUGAAAUUCCACACCUUUGUCCACUGUCAGGGUUGUCUACCUGUAGGAUCAGGGUCUAAGCACCUUGAUGGUUAGCUAGAAUACCACCUAGUCCUUCUGGCAAGCCUGUCUUCAGAGAACCCACUAGAAGCAACUAGGAAAAUCACUUGCCAAAAUCCAAGGCAAUUCCUGAUGGAAAAUACAAAAGCACAGAUAUAAUAUCUUUAUGGGCUCUAUUCAAGGCAGUGCUGAGAGGGAGGGGUUAUAGCUUUAGGAGGGAACCAGCUUCUGAUAAACACAAUCUGCUAGGAACUUGGGAAAGGAAUCAGAGAUCUGCCCUUCAGCAAUUAUUUAAAUUAUUGUUAAAGAAUACACAAUUUGGGAUAUUGGGAUUUUUCUCCUUUUCUCUUGAGACAUUCCAACAUUUUAAUUUUUGUAACUGCUUAUUUAUGUGAAAAGGGUUAUUUUUACUUAGCUUAGCUAUGUAAGCCAAUCCGAUUGCCUUAGAUGAAAGAAACCACCAAAAUCCCUCAAGUCCCUUGGUCAGGAGCCUCUCAAGGUUUUUUUUGUCAGAGGCUCCAAAUAGAAAAUAAGAAAAGGUUUUCUUCAUUCAUGGCUAGAGCUAGAUUUAACUCAGUUUCUAGGCACCUCAGACCAAUCAUCAACUACCAUUCUAUUCCAUGUUUGCACCUGUGCAUUUUCUGUUUGCCCCCAUUCACUUUGUCAGGAAACCUUGGCCUCUGCUAAGGUAUAUUUGGUCCUUGAGAAGUGGGAGCACCCUACAGGGACACUAUCACUCAUGCUGGUGGCAUUGUUUACAGCUAGAAAGCUGCACUGGUGCUAAUGCCCCUUGGGGAAACGGGGCUGUGAGGAGGAAGAUUAUAACUUAGGCCUAGCCUUUUUUAACAGCCUCUGAAAUUUAUCUUUUCUUCUAUGGGGUCUAUAAAUGUAUCUUAUAAUAAAAAGGAAAGACAGGGGCCGGGCGCAGUGGCUCACGCUUGUAAUCCCAGCACUUUGGGAGGCCGAGGCGGGUGGAUCACGAGGUCAGGAGAUCGAGACCACAGUGAAACCCUGUCUCUACUAAAAAUACAAAAAAUUAGCCGGGCGUGGUGGCAGGCGCCUGUAGUCCCAGCUACUCGGAGAGGCUGAGGCAGGAGAAUGGCGUGAACCCAGGAGACGGAGCUUGCAGUGAGCCGAGAUUGCGCCACUGCACUCCAGCCUGGGUGACAGAGCGAGACUCCGUCUCAAAAAAAAAAAGGAAGGACAGGAGGAAGACAGGCAAAUGUACUUCUCAUCCAGUCUUCUACACAGAUGGAAUCCCUUUGGGGCUAAGAGAAAGGUUUUAUUCUAUAUUGCUUACCUGAUCUCAGGUUAGGCCUAAGAGGCUUUCUCCAACAGGAUUAGCUUGGAGUUCUCUAUACUCAGGUACCUCUUUCAGGGUUUUCUAACCCUGACAUGGACUGUGCAUACCUUCCCUCAUCCAUGCUGUGCUGUGUUAUUUAAUUUUUCCUGGCUAAGACCAUGUCUGAAUUAUGUAUGAAAAUUGUUCUAUGUUUUUAUAAUAAAAAUAAUAUAUCAGAUAUCGA